Messenger RNA from Schistosoma bovis, 2406 nucleotides. Lineage: Eukaryota; Metazoa; Platyhelminthes; Trematoda; Strigeidida; Schistosomatidae. The record is from the annotation of a GenBank genome assembly.
UGUUAGUUAUGGUAACUUCAAGUCCCUAGAACAAAUGCACAGAUUUAUACAUACCACUGUUAAAAUAACCACCAUGUUCAUCACGUAAAAUCUACUUAUAUGAUGUUAGGGACAUGGAACAAUACCUAAGUACUUGGGCGCGAACUCAAAGAAACCAAUUGAUUUACUCUUACCCGCACCCGAGAUAUUGGAAAUUGAAAGACCUUUGAGCAUUUUCAAGGUUUUGCAGAACAAUUUCAUUUUAAGAUUCAUUUUCUAUGACAGAAAUUCAUUCAUUUUUAAGUUAAUUCUACUUCUACAACUACUACUGUCUUUGUAUGCAAGUGUUAAUUAGUACGGUAAACAAUGGCCAAAGAUUUAUUCGCAGUCCUACGACAGAAUAAUGAACUACCAAAUCUUCCAUCAUCAGAAGAAGCCGUCGUAGUAGAUGGUGGUUCUCAAAUGGAUCUUUUCUUUAGUGAAGUUGAAUGGAUUCGAAGAGAAAUUGAAAAGACUCGCAUAGAAAUAAGUCAAGUUAAAACAAAACAUGGUGAAAUUUUGUCAGCACUUCAACAAAAUCCAAAAACAAAAACACAACUAGAAGAAUUAAAUGAGAGUAUUACACGUUCAGCUAAAGAAAUUCGACUUAAACUAAAAUCAUUGGAACAAACAAUCAGAGAACAAGAAGCUAAAGAUGCUACAUCCGCUGAUUUGCGUAUUCGUAAAACUCAGCAUUUUGCAAAUAUUAAAUUAUUCAUGGAUGCUAUGACCGAUUAUAAUAAUAUUCAAAUUGAUUUUCGUGAUGCUAACAAAGCUCGUAUCAAACGACAAUUGGAAAUAGCUCAACGGUCAGUUACAGAUAAUGAACUGGAAAAUAUGCUUGAAUCUGGAAAUCCACAGAUUUUUACUCAAGGAAUUAUAACAGAUACUCAACAAGCUCGUCAAAAUCUAGCCGAUAUUGAAGCCCGUCAUGAAGAUAUUAUGAAACUAGAAAAGAGUAUUCGAGAAUUACACGAUUUAUUUAUCGAUAUGGCUUCAUUGAUUGAAACACAAGGUGAACUUGUUGAUCGAAUCGAUGUCAACGUUAAACAAACACAGGAUUACGUUGCUGAGGCUCGACAGGAAACUAAAAAGGCAGUUGUAUACAAGAAAAAAUCUCGGAAACCUGAUUGAUUUUAAUGAUUGAAUGAACGAUAUCAUCAGUGGAUUUGUUUGGAUAAAAAUAACAAAAAGAUUAGUUGAAUUUUUUUGUUUUGGUUAUUCCAAUAUUCCCGUUGUUGAUGUUAAACUCUCCAAGUGAUCACUCUCUUGGCUAUGGAAUAUCCUAUGCGGAUUUCAGACGAGUUCCCAAUAGGACGAACAGCACAUCCUGGCUUCUACUGUUACCUACUAUUCAACUCUGCUUAAAACGGUAGUUUAUUUAGUAAUAUAGUGAUGAAUUGUACUGUUUGUUUAAUCCAUUAUGGCUAAGUAAUUAUGGAAAUUUUUUCAUAAAUUAAUAUGAUUUACUUAAUCCCUAAAACUUUUUAUGUAGCUGGGACUGAAGUACCAAUUCAUAAACACUGAUGAAAAUUCUUUGAUCAAAUUAUCACUCUUUAUUCUAAUACUCUAUUAUUACGUAAUUAUUUGAAUGUCGUAAUCAUUCAUCUUGAUGUUUCAACGACGUAGUCUUUUCUUUUUUAUGUGAUGACAGGUAGCUAGUGUCAUUCAGCACGUACUUAAUAUGUAUAACUCAAUAGUGUAGCAUCUCAAAAUUACACUUGACUAUCGGAUUGCACACAUAACUUUUCUUGAAGUAUAUGUAGCAUUACAAACUUUUUUGUAUCACUGUAUAAUAGCAAUGUUUAUUCAAACUUUCAAAUGGUUUCUAUGCCCAAACAUUCAUUUCUAUUUACAUGUAGAUUUGAGCAGAAUAUCAACAGACAUAUAAGUGCAUUCAGUUGAUAAAUUCCCUAUACAGUAUGAAGUGAAUGCCCUCAAUUCCACUGUUAAUCACAAUCCAUCUGUGUAUUUUUUUUUAAAUAAAAGAAUAUAAAUAUUUUUAAAACCAUAGAUAGUCCCCAUGGUAGAACGAAACAGUCGUCCAGUGUUUCCAGAUUUUCCAUGGUGGUCUAGCUUCAAUUGACUCAUGAUCUCAACUAUUAAAAUUACUAUAUUAUCCACCAAACCCCUUCUGAUAUAAUUAACAGUUCAAUGUAGAUAGAUAGUUACAAAAAGCCGUCAUGUAACUUUGAACGUACACUAAGCUAAUACAAAGCGGAACCGUGUGAACUAGAAAAAUUAGAAUGUUUUACUAAGUUUAUAUUUAACAUUUAAUAUAAUCCAUUUGAAAGAAUGAUGGAUGAAAUUAUCCCUUUAAUAAUUAUCAGAAGGGGUUUGUGGAGAUUUUUAGAAAUUUUCACAGAUUGAAAUCAUGAGUCAGUUGAA